GCCUGACAACAAACCGCUGUAGUGAUCUUAAAACUCGGCUGUUAUGCUCUCUAUUUGCUCCUGUCAGUUUGAUCAAAAAACGACCUUCAUUUCAGCCCGGAAAAUUAGCUGAUCUAAGUGAAGUGGAUCUAGGGUGUGAUGACCAUGGUCAGAAUAGCCUGGUAUCAGGAGAAGAUCGGGGCCUAUGACCAACAAGUCUGGGAAAAAUCCCUGGAGAGAGCAAAUCUAGAGGGUUUGGAGAACAAACCAAAGAAGACUGGUUACAUCAAACCGGACCUCAUUGAUGUUGAUUUAGUUAGAGGAUCAACUUUCAGUAAAGCCAAACCAGAGAGUCAAUGGACAGUGCUGACUCGGAAAGGUCUGGUCAGAGUUCUGCUCUUUCCUUUCUUCUUCCAAUGGUGGAUCCAGGUGACCUCCAAGUCCAUCUCCUCAUGCAUCCUGGUGCUUUAUGUCCUGCAAGUGGCAGCAGUGCUGCUGUACCUGGAGGUCCCCAGGGCCAGUGCCAGCGAGGUGUUUGGGCCCAUGUGUCUCAUGCUGCUGCUGGGUACCGUUCACUGCCAGAUUGUUUCAACAGAGUCCAGCCGAUGGCCCUCAGGCAGUCCAGCUGCUAGCAGCAGCACCAGCCCUACGCGCAGAAGGAGGCCAAGAAAGGGCAGAGGGUUGAAGAAAUCUGAAGACAAGCUUGACAGCGGGAACGUAGAGCAUCAGGGGCCCUGGCAGUUUGAAGAUGGCCAGAGUUUACACAGGAGCAAGGAGAGGAGGUGUAAAGGUCAGGCAGGAUUUGGAGCAUCUGAUGAACUCUCCAGCGAUGAAGGUGAAAGCAGGCGACCGGUGGAGACAAUUCGAUCUAAGCAUCAUCGCAAGUUACACCCAAAUCCGGCGUCCCCAUCAGUAUCUCCUGUCAGACGGAGAAACAAAACGUCCAGCCCCAAAGCUGCAGCAAGACGGCAGGAUGAGAGUGAAGCGCCCGCUGAAGUAAAGCCUCGACAGAUAGAGAGACUCAGGCUGGGCUCUCGUCCAGCCUCUGACACCGAUGACACUAUGUGGGAGGAGCUUCUGCAGGGCCCUGACUCCGCCUCUACUGGGAGCAGCGACUCAGAGGGGAUUGGGAGGUACAACGCUGGGAUAAACCUUCCUCAAAACACACCGAGCAGUGAGGAUGAAGGUUUACAGCAAGGACUCUCCAGUGGCCAGCUGAACUGGCUUCAGGCAUGCCACCCAUCCAAGGACCGCGUUAGUGCCAUAAUAUGGGAGCAAGGCGAGUGCAAGAAAGCUGACAUGUCAGUGCUGGAGAUCAGCGGGAUAAUCCUCACACAGGUAAAGUUGGAGGAGCAGGGGAUUGGCUACAUCGUGCUCGGCGGUCUAAUGACGGCCACCCUGGCCCUGGUUCCCUUCGCCUUCCGCCUGGCGCAGCGUUUGGACAUGUCCAGCCUUACCUCACUCUCCCUAAACCAACUGCUUGAAAUCGCCGUGGGAACAUGCGAUGCUCAAGCUUACGCCUUUUUCUUCAUCACAACGGUUCUAAGAGUCUGCCUCACAGGGCUCUUUUUCUUCAUGAUGUGUGUGGCUGAGAGAACCUACAAACAGAGACUCUUAUUUGCCAAGUACUUCAGCCAUCUCACCUCAGCUCGAAAAGCCAAAAAAUCAGAGAUCCCUCAUUUCAGGCUGAAAAAAGUGCAAAACAUCAAGAUAUGGUUGUCACUGCGAUCUUUCCUGAGGAGACGAGGACCUCAGCGAUCUGUAGACGUCAUCGUCUCCACAAUCUUCCUUUUAGCUCUGUCCAUUGCGUUCAUCAUUUGUGCUCAGCUUUUGCACAGCCACAAGACAUUCCUGGUCUCUUUAAUCAACUGGGAGCUGGUGGUGUGGUGCUUCUCCCUCAUUCCCUUUCUGCUGCGGCUCGCCACGCUGGGCUCAGAGACUAACUCUAAAUACAGCAACUCCUCAGUGCUGCUCACUGAGCAGAUUAAUUUGUAUCUGAAGAUGGAGAAAAAGCCUGCUAAGAAAGAACAGCUCAAUAUUGUGAACAAUGUUUUAAAACUGGCCACAAAGCUGAUGAAGGAGUUGGACACCCCCUUCAGGCUGCUUGGUCUGACCAUGAACCCUCUGAUCUACAACAUCACAAAGGUUGUCAUCCUUUCGGCUGUGUCUGCAGUGGUCAGUGACCUCCUGGGCUUUAAUAUCAGACUGUGGAAGAUCAAGCCUUAAUGUGAAGAGAACAGGACAUGCCACUAACAUUCGGACACUGGAGCCCAGAAAUGCUCUCCGUCUGCUGCAGAAGCCUCAUAUGCAAAAAGUGCUCAACCCUACUGACGGUGUGUACUUCUGACUGUACCUCCUACAGAAACCAGAGAUGCUUGGACAAUCACUCAAGCAACGUUUACCAGCUACUCAGCUGAUUUGGUAUCAACACUGUCCACCAGCUCUGCCCCCACUAACAACGUGCCUAAAGGUCCCCUGGAAGAGGUUUAUCAUAGCAGCAAGUGAACCUUCAGGUCACUGAGGAACCCAGAUUUAUAUUGUGGUAUUUUAUAGGAAAGAGAAAUGGUGUGUAAACAUAGAUAUUAUCAUAUAAAUAGGUUGGUUGUUUUUUUAGUUAUCUUUUUUUAA
Cyprinodon tularosa is the source of this 2607-nucleotide messenger RNA. RefSeq names its product putative homeodomain transcription factor 1 (gene phtf1). The transcript has 17 exons. The record is from RefSeq and is a predicted model, not a curated record. Gene Ontology annotation, cellular component: endoplasmic reticulum. The coding region runs from base 139 to 2205 and encodes 688 amino acids. Lineage: Eukaryota; Metazoa; Chordata; Actinopteri; Cyprinodontiformes; Cyprinodontidae.